Messenger RNA from Chrysemys picta bellii (western painted turtle), 4727 nucleotides. NCBI's taxonomy places the organism in Eukaryota, Metazoa, Chordata, Testudines, Emydidae. The record is from RefSeq and is a predicted model, not a curated record.
CCCGCCACAGCCUCCUCUGACCCACAGACUCAGCGCCCACCCUGCCCCGAGCAGGAGACGAGACCCAAACCCAAAAGAGAGCUCGUUGGUUCUUUUUUCCCUGGAGAGGGAAAUACAUUCUCCCUUCCUAAUCUUUUUAUCCCCCCUCCCCCCAAUUCUUCCAGCUGCUUCGCACGGCCCAUCUGCUCUCUGCUAGAGGAUUUUUUGGGAGGCUGCCGGAGAUACCUUGCCCGGGACAGAAGAAAGGAUGAAGCUGCACGUGGUCCUUCUGCUGGGGCUGCAGAUGCACCUGGCGACCUCUCUCAACCCCAGCGACCCCAAUGUUUGCAGCUAUUGGGAAAGCUUCACCACGGCGACAAAGGAGUCCUACGCCCACCCCUACGCUCAGGCCUCCAAGGACUCGUGUGAUGGAACCUGGAGUUUCCUCAAGCCGUGCACCCAGCACAAGAUUGUGUACAAGACAGCGUACCGACAGGCGGUGAAAAUUGACUACCGGAAGAGGUACCGCUGUUGCCAGGGCUACUACGAGAGCGCAGAUAUUUGUGUCCCCAGCUGUACCAAGGAGUGCGUCCACGGGAGGUGCGUGGCUCCUGACCAGUGCCAGUGCGAACAGGGAUGGAGGGGCACAGACUGCUCCAGCAUGUGCGAUGGCCGGUCCUGGGGGCCCCGCUGCGAGAACCCCUGCCAGUGCGGCGAUGGGGGAGCUUGUGACCCCCUCACCGGAGCCUGUGUCUGCUCGCCCGGGUACAAGGACCCCAUGUGCAAAGUCCCCUGCGAUCCAGGCACCUACGGGGAGGGCUGCCAGCUGGAUUGCUCCUGCAAGAACGCGCUCGAGUGCCAUGGAGAGACUGGGGCAUGUCUGUGUCAGGCGGGAUUCACCGGUACCUACUGCGAGGCCCAAUGCCCCAACACCUCCGACGGGCUCCAUUGCCCGGCCUACUGCCCCUGCCAGAACGGGGGCAUCUGCCACCCCCCAAACACCACCCACUGUGUCUGUCCUCCAGGAUGGAUGGGCACCAUCUGCUCCAUCCCGUGCCCCCAAGGGAGGUACGGCUCGAGCUGCCUGGGGGAGUGCGAGUGUCACAACAACGGGCUGUGCGACCCGGUCACCGGGCGUUGCCAGUGCGCUCUGGGCUACACCGGAGAGCGGUGCCAGGAGGAGUGCCCCAUCGGCAAGUACGGCCAGGACUGCGGCCAGGCAUGUGACUGCACCAACGGGGGCCGCUGCUUCCACAUCAACGGGGCCUGCCUGUGCGAGGCCGGCUUCUACGGGCCGCGCUGCGAGGAGCGCAAGUGCCUGGACGGCCUCUACGGCUUGGCCUGCCACCUGCCCUGUCUCUGCAGCCCCCAGCACAGCCAAAGCUGCCACCCCAUGAGCGGAGAAUGCACCUGCAAACCGGGCUGGGCGGGCCUGCACUGCAACGAGACCUGCCCCCACGGAUACUACGGGGCCAACUGCCAGGAGCCCUGCCUCUGUCUGAACGGAGGGACGUGUGAUGGGGCCACGGGGCUCUGCCACUGCACCCCGGGGUACACGGGGGCGCAUUGUUCCAGCUACUGUCCCGCCGACACCUACGGCGUGAACUGCUCCAUGCAGUGCGCCUGCAAGAACGCCUUCACCUGCUCCCCCAUCGAUGGCACUUGCGUCUGCAAAGAAGGUUGGCACGGAGGGGAUUGUUCCAGCCCCUGCCCCGCUGGCACCUGGGGCCCCGGGUGCAACGAGACCUGCCGGUGCGCCAACGGCGCCGCCUGCAGCCCCGUCAGCGGGGCAUGCUCCUGUGCUGCCGGCUGGCACGGCAGCAGGUGCCAGGAGCCGUGCGCGAACGGUGCCUACGGGCCCGGCUGCAGUAGUCAGUGUGACUGCAGCCACGCGGACGGCUGCUCCCCCGUCACGGGACAGUGCCACUGCCGGCCGGGAUGGACAGGGCCUCGCUGCAGCCUGCUCUGUGACGACGGCUUCUGGGGGCGGAACUGCAGCCAGCCCUGCGCCUGCAAGAACGGAGCCGUCUGCUCCUCAGAGGACGGGAGCUGCAGCUGCGCGCCCGGGUACCGCGGCCCCGCCUGCCAGCGCCCCUGCCAGCCCGGGCGUUACGGCAAGAAGUGCACGAUGCCCUGCCGAUGCUCCAACCACUCCACCUGCCACCACGUGGACGGCUCCUGCGACUGCUUUCCCGGGUGGACGGGCAGCGACUGCUCACAGCGUGAGUCACGUCCACUGCGGGGGGGCGUCCCGACUCACAGGCAGCACGGGUCAACAGGGAAGAAGUUGCGGAGGGCCUGCCCGCCCGGCACGUGGGGAGAGGCCUGUGGCCGCACCUGCCAGUGCGCAAACGGAGGCCGGUGCAGCACCGUGGAUGGGACCUGCUCUUGUCCGGCCGGCCUGACCGGCAGACACUGCUCGGAAGGCUGCCCCCUGGGGAGCUACGGGGAGAGCUGUACCCAGGCAUGCGAGUGCCAGAACGAAGCUCAGUGCGACCCGGCGACGGGGAGAUGUCUGUGCUCCUCCGGGUAUACCGGCGCCCACUGUGAAACCAGGAGCCCCGAGCACCCCUUCACCAUGGUGCCAGCCGUGCCGACGGAGUACAGCUCCCUGGGGGCCAUCAUUGGCAUCAUCGUCCUGGUGAUCCUGCUCGUGGCGCUGCUGGUGUUUUUCCUGUGCUACCGGCACUGGCAGAAGGGCAAAGAGAACAGACACCUGGCCGUGGCCUACACCACGGGGCGGACGGACAGCUCGGAGUACGCGGUGCCAGACGUCCCACCCAGCCACACCCACUACUACUCCAAUCCGAGCUACCACACCCUGUCGCGGUGCGUGCCGACCUCCCCCGCCCCCAACAGCCAGGACAGGGCGAGCUCCCUCAAGGUGCCCUGCAACCAGCACUUCUCCAACAUAAAGAACGUGGCCUACGGGCCGGACUGUAAUGCCUCGCUGCCUGCCGACUGGAAGCACCACGGGGUGCCGGCGCUGAAGCCACGCGAGCGGGGGGGCGGCCCCAUGGACCGCAGCUACAGCUACAGUAACAGCCUGGGGAAGUACUACAGCAAUGACUACAUCAAGGAGGAGGCCCUGCGCGCCAGCAACAGCUCGCUGAACAGCGAGAACCCCUACGCCACCAUCAAGGACCUGCCCGAGCUCAUGGCCAAGCCCUCGGAGGGCAGCUACAUGGAGAUGAAAUCCCCCGCAAAGCGAGAAAUGUCCUACACCGAGAUCGGGCUCUUCGAGGAGCCAGCCGCCGGCUCCAGGGCAGAAGAGAGUUGCCCCCCGGGGGCAGAAGGUGUGUCUCCAGCAGCCCCCAGCUGCCCCCCCAACCAUUACGACUCCCCCAAAAACAGCCACAUCCCCAGUCACUACGACAUGCCACCUGUCCGGCACUACCCCCCAUCCCCGCCACUCCGGAGGCAGGACCGGUGAGGAGCCAUGGGGCGCUGUCUCUGUCCGUCCGUCCAUCCUCCCCUUCCUGGCUCUGUCGGCACUUCCCAGGGGAAGGUGGAGGACUGGCUCUGAAGCCCAGUGGGAGGAGAGCCGUGGCGGGACCGUGGAUGGCCAUUUACCGGCACCCCCCUGGAUUCACCCGGAGCCUCUUUGUCUUCGCUUGUACAAUGCAACAGCCGCUAAGGACUAUGGAAGGGGGGAGUUGGACCCCUUGCCCCAGCCGCUUGGGGUUGAAUACAGCUCAUCACCUUCCCCCAGGCGGGGGUUCAGAGUCUGAGACGUUCACCUCCGGAUCCUGAGCCUCCCGCAUGCAGCAGGGAUGUGGAUCGUGGCAGGGUGGUGUGGCCUCAGCUUGCCCCAUGUUCGCCCCCCCCAUCGGUGUUUGUCUUCAGGGUGGGGUCCCCAGUCAAGCCAUGGGCAGGUGUGUUCUGCCCCCAGGGCACGGCUUCGCACUGAGGGGAGGCCUGAUCCGGAGGAGAAGCCUGACGUGAACGGGACACCUCGGGGCUGGGGCGCAGAAUGGCAGGUGUUCCUGUGAGCCCCCCGAAAGGGACUGAUAACCCAGCAGGGCAGCUGCAGACGCUGGACCGCUGCGCCCUGCUGACACAGACUAAACGCCCCAAGACUGGCCCCGCUGCAGCCCCGGGAGAGGCAUGGCUGGGAAGUGAGACGCCACCGAAUUCGGCUCCCAAUCCGGAUUCCAGCCUGUGGAGGGGGACUGGAUCUGGGCUUUUCGCUCGGCCUUGAUUUGCAUCUAGACUCAGCUUCCGAACGCCUGCCUGAUUUCAUCCGGCCCCCAGCCCCUGGAGAUGGGCCGUAGAGGACGUUUGCGCUGUUAGGGGAAGUUGGUAGCUCUGAACCCAAACUUCCCCCCCCCCAUUCAACCCCCACCAGCGGUCCCACCACUGUGAAGCUGCUGAGGGUUCAGAGCCCCCCUUCCCAUCCCAGCAUACACCCCCCCACACACACCUUGUGCAAUAUACCGGCCUAAUGGGUGUGAGUGUGUCUCCCCCUAGAGGCCAGCCCCAGCAACUGUAACAGCCUGCUACUUAACUUACCUGCAGCAAUGGGAGCGCCUCCUUGGCUCAGGUGAGAGAGGCCAGGGCUAGCGUCUCUCUGCACAUGGUCUUAGAUUAUGACACCUCCAGGGGGAACAGACUAGCCCAGCAGGCUGAACUUGGCCUAAGGGACAUAGCUGGGUUUCCUUCCCUUUCUGCUCCGGGAGAGCUGGGAGCUGUAGAGGUCGAUACGGCUCCAAUGUGCAUGUAAAUAAAGAUGUUUGUGUUGUUUUUAA